UCUCCCCUUCAUCAAAGAUGCAAGAAGCUGAACGAUACCGAAAGGAGCUGACUGAUAAAGUUUUACAAAGCCUCUUUCCAGCCAGGCGCUCCGUUUCAUUGCCAAAUCAUUAUUUUGCUGUUCGGAACCCCUUCAACGUCAGUGCAACGCAAUACAGAUUCAACUUGACCCGCGGGGCACUAUACAUGGUUGGCACAUGGGCGCACAGGAGGAACUAUGAUAUAUGCAAAUUCAAACGUACGCCUUCACCAAGUGUGCAUUGCAUCCUUCCUGUCACGGGCUCUUUCGCCACUUACAGCUGCAAACUUUCGUAUGGAAAACCUGUCGUGCAAACAUUUAACAUCACUGCAGCUGUCACACCAUAUCCUCAAGAGUGGAAUAAUCCUGCUGACGUGUCGGGAUACUUCACCCUCUCGUCUCCACACGGGAAUAAAAUGGCACUGGAAGGAGUGCAUGUGACCGAGUUUAUGGUGGUAACAAAUUCUACUCCACCGUUCCAGUCCUUCGCAGUUUUUAAGGAAAACGAAACUCUUACCGAGAAGAUAUGGCACAACUUUACUGAAUAUGUAUUUCGAAAAUGCAAGCAAGACAUGCGAAAUGGGAUGAAGUGGCUGUAUCACAAAAGGUUUCAAGCAGCAGCGCGUGCCGUGGGAGCUAUUUCAGUGCGUGUACUGUGGUCCUGAAGGUCACUGAUGUUUCGUAUUAAAAGG
Molecule: messenger RNA, 710 nt
Organism: Dermacentor silvarum
Lineage: Eukaryota; Metazoa; Arthropoda; Arachnida; Ixodida; Ixodidae
Exons: 3
Coding region: 18-683 (221 amino acids)
Source: RefSeq, a predicted model, not a curated record